This is a messenger RNA of Felis catus (domestic cat), 3691 nucleotides long. It is a transcript of the gene MOGAT2, whose product is annotated as monoacylglycerol O-acyltransferase 2. The record is from RefSeq and is a predicted model, not a curated record. The transcript has 6 exons. Gene Ontology annotation, molecular function: 2-acylglycerol O-acyltransferase activity; diacylglycerol O-acyltransferase activity. Gene Ontology annotation, cellular component: endoplasmic reticulum membrane. Bases 1651 to 2655 code for a protein of 334 amino acids. Gene Ontology annotation, biological process: diacylglycerol biosynthetic process; triglyceride biosynthetic process. Lineage: Eukaryota; Metazoa; Chordata; Mammalia; Carnivora; Felidae.
UGGAGGGGCGGAGACUGUCCAGAGCAGUACAACUCAUCACAUUCAGAAAACAGGUGACAACCUGAAUGCCUCUCGGCAGUAAACUGGAUAAAUUGUGGCAUACGCACCCAGUAAAUCCUAUAUGGCCAUGGGAACAAACGUACUACAAAUGCAAUCUGGGGCCAAAGAAGGCAGUCCCCAAAGAGUAUACCCUGUAAGAUUCACUUUUCAUGAAGUUCAAAGUGAGAUAAGGACAGUGGUGGCCUACAGGGAGGAGGAGAGUGGCUGGCCAGGGUGCUGAUCGUGUUCUAUUUUUUUUGCUCAGAGUGGUAGUUCCGUAAGCGUGUUCACUUUGUGAAGGCAUGUCACUCUGCCCAGGAUCUGUGCAUUUUAUUGUACGUUUGAUACACUUCAAUUCAAAAUGCAGGAGAGAUUUAGGAGAAUUGACCAAUGGAUGUGGAUGGAGGGGGAGAGAACGAGUCUGGUGUGACUAAGGUUUUAGCAUGAGGAACCAAGUUCGUGGAGUUAUCCUUCACUGAGAUGGCAAAGAGGAGAGGAGAGAUUGGUGGGGGCAGGUAAGAAUUCAAGUUCAGUUUUUAGACGUUCUAUGAUGGAGGCGUCCGGCAGGCUCUCAAGUGAAGAUGUCAAGUAGCCACCUAGAUAUUCAAGUCUGGAGCCCCAGGGGGAGAGCAGAGCUAGAGACGGAGAUCUGAAAGCCUUCAUCGUAUAGGUAGAAUACAAGGCCACGAGGGCGGAUGAGAUCUCCAAGGGAGAGAGCGUAGAGAGGAGAGAGAAGGUCCAAGGACUGAGGGGGCAGGAAGGUGCUCAAACAUGUCAUCGGGUAAAGGAUGAGAGCCACAAAGGAGACAAAGGAGCAGCCAGAGAGGCAGGAAGGAAACCAGGAGAGUGUGCCAUCCACAGGCCAGGUGAUUUCAAGGAGGAGGGAGUAAAUCAACCAUGUCUCAGUCUGCUGAUGGGGUAAGAAGAGAUCUGAGAAUUGACCGUAGACUUAGCAACAUGGAGGCCAUUAGUGGACUUCUGUCGAGGACAGUUCCAGGGAAUGGUGGCGUCUGAAGUAUGGGGCGGACAGAGAGGGGGGGCGAAGGUGUGGCCCGCAGACAGCUCUCCCAAGAGUUGUGCUGUGCAGGCAAGCUGAGAAAUGAGGCAGAGGGGGAGGAGAUGGUGGGGCCAAGGAAUUUUUAGGUGAGCGCUAUGACUGCACGUUUGUAGCGGGCGAGCCAUGGACAUGACAAGAGAGAGAGGGGAGAUAAUUUCUGGAGCCAGCUCAUCGGAUACAGGAGGACAGGGUUGCAUUAUUCUGCUUGGGGCAAUCACCUUCCAAGUGAAGGGUAAGAUUCGAACAAGCAGAGAGAAAUCAGCAGCAGAUAAGGCCCUGCCUGAGGAGGCAACUAUCCUGGAUAAGGCUGACACACUUCCUUUUUUUUCCCCCCUCCCUUUAGCUAGACCCAGGGCAGGUGGAUUCAAAGGUUUCUCCGAGGAAACAGGUCCCGGCCAGAGGCCUUGAGGCUGGGUGGGGCUGGGAAGGGCACACCCCUCCUCCCACCCCCCUACAAAUGCUGACGCAACCUCCAGUGGCAACAAAAACCAGCCGGUGUCUCAGACACGACAGCAGUGCUCAGAGAAGCCUCUGGAGCCGGCGGAGGAGCCAGCAUGGUGGAGUUUGCACCCCUGUUCGUGCCAUGGGAGCGCCGGCUGCAGACCUUCAUGGUCCUGCAGUGGGUCUUCUCCUUCCUGGCCCUGGCCCAGAUCUGUGUUGUCAUCUUCGUGGGCCUCCUGUUCACAAGAUUCUGGUUGUUCAGUGUCCUGUACGCGACCUGGUGGUACCUGGACCGAGAAAAGCCACGGCAGGGGGGCAGGUCCUUCCAAGCAAUAAGGCGCUGCUUCUUGUGGAAGUACAUGAGGGACUAUUUCCCUGUCUCGCUGGUCAAGACCGCCGAGCUGGACCCCUCCCGGAACUACCUUGCCGGCUUCCACCCCCACGGGGUCCUGGCUGCCGGAGCCUUUGUCAACCUGUGCACCGAGAGCACAGGCUUCCCUUCGCUCUUCCCUGGCAUCCGCCCCCAUCUGAUGAUGCUGACCCUGUGGUUCCGGGUCCCCUUCUUCAGGGAUUACAUCAUGUCGGGGGGGCUGGUCACAUCAGACAAGGAGAGCGCUGCUCACAUUCUCAACAGGAAAGAAGGUGGCAAUCUGCUGGCCAUCAUCAUAGGGGGUGCCCAGGAGGCACUGAAUGCCAGGCCCGGGGCCUACACGCUGUUGUUGCGGAACCGCAAGGGCUUCGUCAGACUCGCCCUGAUGCACGGGGCUGCUCUCGUGCCGAUCUUCUCCUUCGGGGAGAAUGAACUAUUUGACCAGGUCGAGAAUUCUCCCGGCUCCUGGUUGCGCCGCAUCCAGGACCGGCUGCAGAAGAUCAUGGGUAUCUCCCUCCCGCUCUUCCAUGGCCGUGGUGUCUUCCAGUACAGCUUUGGUCUUAUACCCUACCGCCAGCCCAUCACCACCGUGGUGGGAAAGCCCAUAGAGGUGAAGAAGACGCUGCAUCCCUCGCAGGAGGAGGUGGACAAGCUUCACCGGCACUACAUCAAGGAGCUGUGUGACCUCUUCGAAGCCCACAAGCUCAAGUACAACGUCCCCGUGGACCAGCACUUGGAGUUCUGCUGAGGGCCUCCCCAGAGGCCAGGGCUGGCGUUAGGGAGCCCAGCUGGAGGUGCUGCGAUCUGAGAAGGCUUCCUGGAGGUGUCUGUUGAGCACACGGUCACAGCCUUCCCAAACUUCUGCAAAUCCAACCAUGCCAGGCCCCAAGUCUCAGCUGCCACUUUGGGCGUCGCUGGUUUGCACUCCCGUUGCGAAGCCGCUGCGAGCCUCCCUCUCCUUGGCCUCCUCCUCUGUGAAUGGGAGAGGGGGCUGGAAGAGAGUGAUUUCUGAGGUCUCUAUCCCCGGUUAUAAUGUCACUCAAUAGGCAGAGAAAGAGAACGGCAACCAGGUCUUCCUUCCUCUACCUUGAGUAACAGCACAAAAGAAGCCCCAGGCUCCAGCCCCGUCUCCUACAGGGUCCCUCAUCCUGCACCCUACGUGUUCCGUCUCCUCCCUCCCUGAGCCAGAGAGGAGGAGGUGGCCUUGAGGCCUCCGCACUCAUGCCAGGCCCCUGUGAGUUUCUGGGUCCUCUGCACUGUAGACUGGCAGCCACAGGGGCCCGAAAGGUGGAUGAGGAGAACCGUGCUCUGUCACUGGCUAUAUGACAGUGGGCAGACCUCUUCACCCUCCCUCUGAGCCUCAGUUUCCCUGACUGACUGAGAUGAACCCUGAGUCUAAGCUCUGACAUUACAAAGGCAGAGAGCUCCAUGAGGCACCUCUUACUCAUUCAUGGUCAUUUCAGCCCCUGACCUUGACACAGAAAGGUGGGAGGUCUCCAUAAAUGUCAGUUCAACAAAUCCUGUUGCAGCCUUCUUCUGUUCCUCCCCAUCCCCCAACAAAGAGGGCUGGUCAAAGCCUCUCUUCCCUGCCUGGCCCUGUGGCCCUAUCUCAUCUUCCCAGAAGGCAGAUCAGAUUGAACCAGAUAAUGCCAUGUUGACUCUUCCUUCCUGAUCCGAUGGCCCCAAGCUUACCACCCCUGGGCCUGUUCUGUUGGGCAAGAAGGUGAGAGGCUAGGUUAAGACACAGGGCAGACCAACAUGGAGAAUAAAGACCAGACGCAAGG